GGAGGAAGAGCAUGUCCUCCUCAGCACGGAGUAGAGUCAUUGUCCACCUUGACCUGGACUGUUUCUACGCCCAAGUGGAGAUGAUCCGUGCUCCUGACCUAAGAGACAAGCCUUUAGGUGUGCAACAGAAAGCCCUUGUUGUUACGUGUAACUACGAAGCCAGGGAACACGGAGUAAAGAAGCUGAUGGCUCUCAAGGAGGCUAAAGAGAAGUGUCCUCACUUGGUGCUGGUUAAUGGAGAAGAUCUCACUCCCUACAGGGAAAUGUCCUACAAGGUCACAGAGCUGCUGGGGCAGUAUUGUCCUCUGGUGGAGAGGCUUGGCUUUGAUGAGAACUUCCUGGAUAUCACCGAGGUGGUAGAGGAAAGACUGAAGCACCUACAACAAAGAGGAUGGGCUGGAGUCCAUGUGGCCGGCCACGUGUACAAGGACCAAGCUCUCAACUUGCACGAUACAACGCACCUGAGACUAGUUCUUGGCUCUCAAGUUGCAGAAGACCUCAGAGAAGCCCUCAACUCCAAGCUGGGCCUCACCAGCUGUGCAGGGGUGGCCUCCAACAAGUUACUGGCCAAACUGGUAUCUGGGACCUUCAAACCAAACCAACAAACCCUUCUCCUGCCCGAAAGCUCUCAGGAGCUCUUGAGAAGCCUGGGUCACAUCCAGAAGGUGCCAGGCAUUGGCUACAAGACCACCAAGCGGCUUGAGACGUUGGGUGUGAAGACCGUGGUUGACCUCCAAAGGUUCCCAUCUGCUGUGUUGGAGAAGGAAUUGGGUGUUGCCCUUGCUCAGCGUAUCCAAAAGCUCAGCUAUGGAGAAGAUGAAGCCCCUGUGACACCAUCAGGACCUCCUCAGUCCUUUAGUGAUGAAGAUUCCUUCAAGAAGUGUUCCUCAGAAGUGGAAGUCCAGGAGAAGCUGGAAGAGCUGCUUCCAAGCCUGUUGGACAGGAUACACAAGGAUGGAAGACAACCCCGCACCAUCAGGUUGACCAUACGCCGCUUCUCCUCCGCGGAGAGGUGGUUCCAUCGGGAAUGCCGUCAGUGUCCUAUCCCACCUCAUCUCAUUCCCAAAUUUGGGAAAGAUACCAGGAGCAUCAUCUCCCCCUUGGUCACCAUCUUAAUGAAGCUCUUCCGGAAGAUGGUCAAUGUGAAGCUCCCUUUUCACCUCACCCUUCUCAACAUCUGCUUCUCCAACCUCCAGGAGCUUCCUACCACCAAGAAGGGCUCUAUUGGUUUCUACCUCAAGAGCGUGGUCCCACCACCAGCUCCUGAGGAGCAGGGAGCUGAAGAUGUCCCACCAGGUGAGGGAAGUGCUGCUUGUGGCCAGAGCUUCCGCAGGAGCGAUGGAAUUCCCGACACAAGGAAGCUUUCGGAGGGGAAGGAGAACAGCGGAAGGAAAGGCGGAAUUCCCGACUUCCCAGCUCCCUCUUUUCCUGGUGCCAUUGACCAAGAAGUCUUCCGAGAGCUUCCAGAAGACAUCCAACAAGAACUUCUUGCUGCCCAGCAUCCCCGAAGGGCCGGGAUGAGCCUGGAGAAAGAAGCUCCGGAAGUCGGGAUCAGCCAAACUGUCUCCAACUGGGAAGAGGAGGCCCUUGACACACCACCUCCGGCUCCGACUCGGAGUAGAGAUGGAGUAAUCCCUCCUCACGUGGACGCAGAGACCUUUUAUGAGCUACCUCCGGAUGUGCAGCGAGACCUGGUGGCUGAAUGGAAGAGUCAGGAGCGUGGAUCCAAACCUCUGGAAAAGCCCUUGGAAAAGCCGAAGGGAAGGAAAGGGAGGAGCAAGGCGGCUCCGUGUGGAUCCAACAGCUUGUGGAGAUACUUCAACCCCCAGUGA
Messenger RNA from Nestor notabilis (Kea), 1832 nucleotides. It is a transcript of the gene POLI, whose product is annotated as polymerase (DNA directed) iota. The annotation marks the transcript as partial. Lineage: Eukaryota; Metazoa; Chordata; Aves; Psittaciformes; Psittacidae. Gene Ontology annotation, molecular function: DNA-directed DNA polymerase activity; damaged DNA binding. The transcript is spliced from 10 exons. The record is from RefSeq and is a predicted model, not a curated record. Gene Ontology annotation, biological process: translesion synthesis.